Molecule: messenger RNA, 2568 nt
Organism: Plasmodium gonderi
Lineage: Eukaryota; Apicomplexa; Aconoidasida; Haemosporida; Plasmodiidae
Exons: 2
Coding region: 1-2568 (855 amino acids)
Source: RefSeq, a predicted model, not a curated record
AUGCUUUUUGUCAACCCUGAGAAAAAAACACAGACGGAGAACUUUGUGCCCGUUCAUCCCGACCACGAACGAUCCACAAAAGAUGGAUACAAUGGACCUACAAUUAAAUUGUUGGAAAAUAAUCCGAACAAAGGGAAGAUGAGCAUUUCUAGUGUCGAGACAAUUUGUUCCUAUGCCAACAGUUCACCACAACUUGGAAGGGAGGAAAGAGCGUGCACGGCUAAUAGUAGUGAGAGGAGUGAAGAGAGCCAAGAGUUCCAGAUCAAAGGAACGAAUGAAACAAAUCGAGCAAGCAUAAUACAUAACCCAGAAAACAGUCUUCACACCGAAAGUAUCACUCACACAGAAAGCGUAACUAACAGAAAUGGCAUUGAGAAUAACAAGGGUCAAUCCAACCGAGGGUGCCCGAGCUCUCCAACGGAAAUUCUACAAAAAGCAUCAUCUAGUUGUGCUUUAGGAAGAAUUAAUUCAAAUUAUAUAAUUCAUUCAAACAAUAAUACAAGUGGCAUUAGAGGAGAAUGGAGCGGCAAAGUUAUUGUGUCCAAUGUGGUAAACAACUCUAGUAAGAAAGAGUCGAAAUUGAUGAGCAUCUGUGGAAAUCAUAGUACAAGUGAUGGAUAUUCUGUGAAUGAAUUUGAUAAACGAAAAAAAGUAGAACAACAGGCUGAGCAGGUGGAUACUGCCCAAGUGCGAAGUUCUGAAACAGGGAGGAGGGAGAGUUGUGAAUAUGGUGUAGAGGAUUAUGAGGAAAUGCACAGAGAAUCAAUCAAGGGAGAAUUGCAAAUAGCAUGCAUAGAUAAUAAUAACAAACACAAUAAUUUUUUUAAAGAAAUCCCCAUAUCGGAACAUGGAAGUAACUCGUGCUGUGAUUAUAAUCUUGAUAAUAACAAAAAGGUGAUAAUUAACACGAUAAAAAACGUAUGCCAAACCAAUGGAGAUACAUUCACGUAUUUAAAUGAAAUGCUCAAUCAGACAUACAAAGAAAAUGUCGAGUUAGAUGGAUCAGAAUAUAUAUUUCUGUACGACAUCUGCUUGAAGGAUGUAACUCCAUCGGACGAAGUGAGUAAAGUGAAUGAAGGAAACCGAUACUAUGAAAAUAACUCCAUUGGAGCAGCUAGACAAAAGGACGAAAAAGACCUUCUGAUUUUAAACGGUACAUACAAUAAAUACUUGAACAUUUUUCAUAAUGUAUCAAGCCAAAUAAGCAAAGUUAAGAGACUACUUUACCCCAGAGAGAUCCAUGUGCUAAGGGAUUAUACAGCAAAGGAUCCACCAGAAAUGAUGGCAGAAGUUGCAAAUAAGUUUGAUAACACUCAAAUGGAAUGUGACAUGCAGACAGAAAUGAAUCACUGGAAUGAAAAGCUAAACAGAUGUACGACAGUGUCUAACCAAGAUGAAACAAAUUUGGAAUCUGUGCAUGCACUUUUCACAGAAGAAAAUCAAGUUUCAAGUUCCCGGAAGAUGAAACUUCUUGAAAAGUUGAAUUAUAUAUUUUUUGCAGCUAUGAGGGAAAACUUUCCAGAUUAUGCUACUUGUGUGAAGGUAGAUGGGAGAACAACAUUCACUGGUUCUGCUACCCAUAAUGAUAUAGGUGACACUUCUCUCUCUGUCCUGGAUGCACCUGCCAAUGCUGGAGAGAACAUCAUAACUAAAGCCAUCGCUACAACUGCAAUCACCGCUACUGCCACGAGUACAAAGAAUUCCACAACUAGAACUAGUGACUAUAGCAAGAGUUCAAAGAGAAAUACAGAGAAUGAUCAGCUGAGACAUGUGGACAUGGGGAAAAUUAGUUAUCAUAUGAAGAAUGGCAUAAACAGAAGAGUACACGAAACAGACAUUUACGACAUACAAAUUAUAAAAAAAGGAUAUACAUUUAUUUUUAUUAAAAGGGAACAAUGGAAAAAGUAUUACUGUAUUUUUUUUAACAUAAAAAGUAAUACUGUAUAUAAAAAUAAUCUUAUAUAUAAACACUAUUGCAAGGUAUAUGAUAAAGAAUUGGUUCAUAAUUUAAUAAAAGCGCCUGACUCUUACAGCAAUUAUUUUUUGGCCUUCUUUCAAGAUGAUUAUUUUGAGAUGAGUAAAAUUUCAAACCUUCAGAUAGCUAUACUAUUAAGAAAAAAUAGUUAUGAAUUUAUUUUUGAAAUUUCAAAAAAUGAAAAAUCUAACAUUGUUAUGCACAAUUUUCAAGACAUACACCUGGAUCAUGUUAAUAUCCAAAGGGUAAGAAGUUCUCUCAAUGUUUUCGACAUUAACUCGGCCCCAUACUACUUUAUACCAUUUCAGUAUUCGUUAGAUGAUUUCAUAGGUUCAAGAAAAGAAAUAAUUAAUAGCAAUUCCUUCCAAGACACUACAAGUUUGAAUCGUGGCAUUAAUCUCCAAUACAAUCUUUUAAAAGAGUGGAAUGAUUGCCUUUGUUCCGUCAUGGAAAAAAUGAAAUAUAGAUGUAAGUAUUUAUCUGCAAAACGUGGGCAAAACGAAAAGACGCACUAUGUUAAUAAAAAAUUUCAUCAAUGGAUCGAAGCGUUUAAGCAGGAGAGAAACAUUCAAGACAGAACCAGAGUUUGCUAA